Molecule: messenger RNA, 460 nt
Organism: Cherax quadricarinatus
Lineage: Eukaryota; Metazoa; Arthropoda; Malacostraca; Decapoda; Parastacidae
Gene: RpL35A
Product: ribosomal protein L35A
Biological process (GO): ribosomal large subunit biogenesis; cytoplasmic translation
Cellular component (GO): cytosolic large ribosomal subunit; ribosome
Molecular function (GO): structural constituent of ribosome
Source: RefSeq, a predicted model, not a curated record
UGAGAAGAGGUAGUUGUUGCUUCCGUCUUUUGAGUAAACAUUGUCAGCCUUCGUGUGUCCGCGCUGUGCGCUACCCCAACAUGAAAGUUGAGAAGAAGAAAGUAACAAAGCCUAUCCGACUUUAUGCUAAGGCAGUUUUUACUGGAUACAAGCGUGGUCAAAGGGCGCAACAUGAGAAAACAGCACUUUUGAAGGUGGAUGGCGCCAAAAACAAGGACGAUGGCAGAUACUAUAUUGGAAAACGUUGUGCCUAUGUUUACAAGUGCAAAAAGAAGACCCCUUGCUCAUACGGUGGCAAAUCAAAGCUUCGUGUUAUCUGGGGCAAGGUUACGCGCAUUCAUGGGAACUCGGGUGUUGUGCGUGCCAAGUUUGCCCGUUCCCUACCACCACGUGCUAUGGGAAGGAGAGUCAGGGUUAUGAUGUACCCCUCCAGAAUUUAAUGAAAUAAAAAGAAAGGAAA